This is a messenger RNA of Venturia canescens, 1545 nucleotides long. RefSeq names its product pro-resilin-like. Bases 38 to 1273 code for a protein of 411 amino acids. Gene Ontology annotation, biological process: positive regulation of transcription by RNA polymerase II. Gene Ontology annotation, molecular function: transcription coactivator activity. The transcript has 3 exons. Lineage: Eukaryota; Metazoa; Arthropoda; Insecta; Hymenoptera; Ichneumonidae. Gene Ontology annotation, cellular component: RNA polymerase II transcription regulator complex. The record is from RefSeq and is a predicted model, not a curated record.
UCUUCUCUACCAAACGGUUCUAAAUCUCACGAUAAUCAUGAAGGUGCUCGUGAGUCUCUCAAUGCUCGUGGCUUUGACUCUGGCGGAACCUCCGAGUUUUCGUCAGUCGUUCGAUGCCGAAAGAGACAGCAGUUACUUCUACUUUGCUCGUCAUCAGCCAAAAGAUUCGGCGGCGAUAAGCGUCGAGGCAGCGGCUCCCUACCCCGCGUCAGGCUGGAAACCCGACGGUCCUGCUUUCGACCCUACCCAGAAACAACAAGAGCUGCCGCUCCCUACUCAGCAACAGUUUGCACCAUCCGAAGCUGCUCAGAACCAAUACGGAGCUCCGGCCGCAGCUCCUCAGAGACAAUACGGAGCUCCGGCCGCAGCUCCUCAGAGACAAUACGGAGCUCCGGCCGCAGCUCCUCAGAGACAAUACGGAGCUCCGGCUGCAGCUCCUCAGAGACAAUACGGAGCCCCGGCCGCAGCUCCUCAGAGACAAUACGGAGCCCCGGCCGCAGCUCCUCAGAGACAAUACGGAGCCCCAGCUGCAGCUCCGCAGAGACAAUACGGAGCCCCAGCCGCAGCUCCGCAGCGACAAUACGGAGCUCCGGCCGCAGCUCCGCAGAGACAGUACGGAGCUCCGGCAGCAGCUCCUCAACAGCAGUACGGAGCACCGGAAGAUUCUCCCCAGGAAGAAACCCAAGCACCAACUGCACCUCAACAACGUUUCAGAGCGCAAGCUCCUUUCCAGAGACAGUAUGGACCACCAGCUGCUCCGCAACAACAGUACGGUGCCCCAAAUCAGGAAGCUACAACAACUGAAGAAGCCACAUCGACCGAAUAUGACGAGUCGACGACCCUUCGAGGAGACACCGAAUCUCAGGCCGAAUCUGUUGAUUCCGUAAACGAAUUGGACGAUGUUGGCGAGGUCGACGCCGAGCAAAGAGAAAGCGGCGAAUAUUUCGUGGCGCUUCCCGAUGGCCGGCUCCAGCGGGUUCGCUCAAUGAGCCGAAAGGACCUCGCCACGAUGAAAUUAAUUGCCAGCGUGACCGCCGAGAAUGUAGAGCCACUUCGAGGCCCGAUAUACGCUUAUUCGCCACUUCAAAAAUUGGAAUUCGCACCGGCCGUGCUCCAACCAUCGGUAGUCGAUUCGUACGGUGCUCCGCAAAAAUUGUCCCUGAAUCCGCAACAGUCGCAGAGCCAACCUUUGGCCGCUGCUGCCCCCGUCAAUCCUGCCCUUUCCAACUAUCAGUUCCCCUCAAACGAUCAAAGAUUCUUCAUCACGAUCUAAACAAAACUCGAAGAAUUCGCUUACGAGUACCUCGUCACCGAUUCAUUACUCGUGUAAAUAUUGUAUCGAGAAAAAAUCCAGUUUUUUAUCGCGGUGCACACGCAUUGACACAAAAGUUAAAUGACUCUUUGAUCGAACCAAAAUAUGAAAGCUGAUUUCAAUGAUUUUUGUCUUGGUUCGUCUCAUCGAGAAUCAAAAUGUAUUAUUUAGGCGUCUGCGAUGGAAUAAAAUAAGAAAAAAAAAUAUCUGAAACUGACGUCGAUUCUCUAUUC